AUGGUGGAUUACGGCUGCACAUCCAUGGUGGGCUGGACGGAUGAAACUCUUGCCUUCCUCCGGGCAGCACCACGCCUCCUGGUGACAAGCCUGCACGUGGAGCUGCUGCAGCCAGCGUUCUCCUGGAUCCCAGAGAAAUCGGCCACUAGCCUCAAUGUGAGGUUCGACGCCAGGACGAUGAAUUUAACCUGGGACUGCCAAGCAAACACAACCUUCAGCAGGUGUUUCUUAAUUGACAAGAAGAACAGAGUCAGUGGGAACCUAGGUAAGACCAAUUUCCCAUGCUCAACCCUCGGUUCCACCGCAUUUUGUGCCCGAGAAAUCCUGGUCACUAACAAAGAAUGUUCGUGCAAUUUGGUGAAGUUUGUUCUCAUGGAGGGCUCAUGCUUCGAGGUUCACGUGAACACCAGCCAGAGAGCCUUGCAACAAAAACUGCUCUAUCCAAACUCGGGAAGGGAGGGCACCGCGGCCCAGAAUUUCUCCCUGCUUCAUCUACAAUGUGGAUUUAUGAACUGCACCUGGGCUUAGGGCCCCGGCCCCCGUGACGUCCAGUAUUUUCUACAUACAAAACUCCAAUUUGUCUGUCUCUUUAGCGCUGUUCUAUUCUUCUUUAUUCUUUGUCUUGGUGCUCUGGGUGUCUCCUUUCGAGAAGGAGGAGAUCCAGUGUCUUAUUACAUAGAAGACUCAGGAACCCACGGAUGUCACCUAGGUAACCUGUCAGGAUUAACAUCCAAUUAUUUCCCGGGUUAAUGAACCAGCCAAGAAAUCGGCAUCCAAUUCUUCGAUUCACUUUUGGACACAAAGAAAAUAGAAAACGACAACCCGCCCAGUAACGCCACUGUACGCUGCAACCGCACUGCCUCAUACGGUGGAAAACAGCCCAGGACCUAUCAGAAGCUGUCGACUGGACUUUCAGUACCAGCUGACGUCCACAGAAAGAUCAAUGUUUCUGGUGAUCUGGAAAAUAGAUACAACUUUCCAAGCUCUGAACCCAGAGCAAAACAUGCUGUGAAGAUCAGAGCUGCAGACGUCCGCAUCCUGAACUGGAGUUCCUGGAGUGAAGCCGCUGAAUUUGGCUCCGACGAUCGAAACCCCAGCUCUGUGCACAUCGUGCUCCUGAUCCUGGGGACCCUUGUCUGUGUCCUCUUCAGCUUCCUCUUUAGGAGGUUCUUUAGGAUACAGCGACUGUUCCCGCCAGUCCCACAGAUCAAAGACAAACUGAAUGAUAACCAGGAAGUGGAGGAGCAGAGAUUAUCUGGGGAGGAAUUCACCGCAGAGGAAGGUAAGUUACGUGAAGAGGUGUUGACCGUGAAAAUUACCUGA
Messenger RNA from Chlorocebus sabaeus (green monkey), 1323 nucleotides. The record is from RefSeq and is a predicted model, not a curated record. NCBI's taxonomy places the organism in Eukaryota, Metazoa, Chordata, Mammalia, Primates, Cercopithecidae.